GUGAGCUAAAAACGUGCAAUACUUCGACUGAUAUCAGGUAUACUUGCAAGGGCGGAAGGAACAUGCAACAGGCUCUGCGUUUGCGAACUUGCUUUCAGCCAGCGAAAAGUGUCCCAGCCAAUGUUAAACCCAGGUCGCAUCGGCGCUGGGUCUUAGUGCGAGCGGAGCAGCAGCCUAUCCAAAAUUCCGAAGAGGCUGGACCGCAAACGGCAUCGCCAGUUGUCACCGCGCAACCUACAGCCGCGGCAGGACAAACAGGUAAUGCAGGACUUGCGGUAGCCGCGGUAGCAGCGGCGGUCGUGUUGUUCGCGGUAACGCGGUUGGGUGGCGCUAGCGCACCUACGCUUGCCACGCUGGAGCAGCUCUCCACACCGUUGGAUGUGGCCCUGGUCAACGGGCGGCCCACGCUCGUGGAGUUCUAUGCAAACUGGUGUGAGGUGUGUCGUGAGCUGGUGCCGGAUGAGUACGAUUUGGAGAAGCGCUACCAAGACAAGGUGAACUUUGUGAUGCUCAACAUCGACAACUCCAAGUGGGCCCCGGAAGCUGCGGAGUUCGGCGUCCGCGGGGUGCCGCACUUUGUGUUUCUGGACAAGUCUGGGGAGCCGCUGGCAGCCGCAGUGGGGCGCGUGCCCCGGCAGGUGCUGCAAGGCAAUGUGGAGGCGCUGGCUUCGGACGCACCACUGCCCUUCCUGGCGGCGCAGGGCCGGGGCUCCAGUCCAGCAGCCCCGCCCGGGGCCAUGGCGGGCCCACGCCAGGCCAUGCCACGUGACCAUGCCUAGGACCAUGCAAGUAUUACUACAGGUAUUAGGAUUGGGAUUGAAUGUGUUGCCCAGAGCGGCUGGGUUGCGGAAGGCUUGCGGACUGACCCUGUGCUGCUGGCUCUUGGGGUGUAGCUCCUAUCGUGCGGCCGUUUGCCCGGGUUCUCUUUAACCUUCGCAGGCGUGUCGUGGGGGUUUGCUGAAGCCCAUAGCACGUUCGGCGCAGGUUGGAAUGAAUGAAUGACCGUUGGAAUGUCAGGAGCGUUAGUUGUGCCUUCUUUGGGCCGUUCCUCGAAUCAGCAGCACGAGGGAGCAGAAAGGGUUGCUGGCAUAGGAGAGAGGCUGAGAAGACGGUUUGGAAAGCUUUUUUGUUGCGGGUGUGAUGUGAGCAUGCAUGGAGUGGUGUGACAUUCGGCAGCGUGGGCUGGGCGUAUGCCUGAAUUGCUGCUUUGUGAUCCUCUCUACGCAUUCCCAGAGAGUAGCAGAGUGCUGCAGACCAGAGCAGGGUGCAUCAACGUGCAUGUCGUUGAGUGUUUGAUACUUGGGUUGCAUGCGCGACACCAGCGAGAACGUGUGCCACGCUAAGCUUUCCUUGCACAGUGGUGUUGGGCCGACUUUGCGGCCCUAAGCAAGGCAGGCCCCUAACCCCCAGCCCUUCAUGCCAACUGGUGUCCUAACUAUAUGGGCCCGUGCGAAUGUGUGUGGGGUUAGUGUAAGAAGUUAGAUGAUAGA
This is a messenger RNA of Astrephomene gubernaculifera, 1490 nucleotides long. NCBI's taxonomy places the organism in Eukaryota, Viridiplantae, Chlorophyta, Chlorophyceae, Chlamydomonadales, Astrephomenaceae. The record is from the annotation of a GenBank genome assembly.